AUGUACACGUCUGCGCGAGCGGCGGUGCGAGGGACGAUGGCACGGGAGGGGAUGGCGGGCUUUUUCAGCGGGUACGGCAGCCUGGUGCUGCGGGAGCUGCCGUUUGAUGCGAUGCAGUUUCCGCUGUACGAGUUUCUCAAGAAGACGUGGGCAGAGCGCACGGGCGUGGAGCAGCUAGAAACAUGGCAGACGAGCGUGUGCGGUUCGAUGGCGGGGGGCGUGUCGGCGGCGGUGACGACGCCGUUGGAUGUCGUCAAGACGAGGUUGAUGACACAGAGCGCGGGGGCUGUCAAGUAUAGAGGUAUUGUGCAUGGGUUGAGGACGAUUGCGAGGGAGGAAGGCGGGGCUGCGCUCUUCUCCGGCUUGACGCCCAGAGUGAUGUGGAUCUCGAUUGGUGGAGCGGUUUUCUUCGGCGCGUAUGAGGCCGCUAAGAAGGUUUUGUUUCCGACGUUUGCGAAAAAGCAGAUUGAGGAGGAGCAACGUCUGAAAAUAAGAUAAAUUGUUUUCUUAUUUUAGUUGUUUGGUCUUGGUCUGUGAGUCGUGCAAGCAUGUUAUUGUUUGUCAGAGGCGAUCACCCGGUCUAGAAUGCGCCGCCGCGUAGAUUCGUUGAGGGCUGCGAUCUGAGUCCACAGGUCUGUAAACGAGGAGCUAUGUGGUUAGCAGCACGACGAAAAUGAUACUGAUGGAGUAGGAUAUGAGCGAAAGUGGUCGAAACGUACGAAAGUCAUCGUGAGCGUCCUUGCGCCAUUCCUUGGACUGCUCCCUGGCCGCGUCGGGGCCCUUUUCAUAGUUAAUCUUGUCAAACUCGACCUGGCGCAACGAGAAGAACAUUUGUGUCCAGCGCUUGAGCACCGAGCGGCCUUGCUUACUUGGAAACUCGUGUCGCAGGCGAAGAAAACUGCGAUAGAGCGCCAUGGUCUCGGCGCGUGCGGUCAUGGUGAGUUUGGAGAAAGAGGUGGGGCGUUUGCGCCGAUGUUGCUCGUACUCCUUUCCAUGUAAAGAUCAUGACAAACGGAUGGUAUGA
This is a messenger RNA of Chondrus crispus (carragheen), 1024 nucleotides long. RefSeq lists its product as hypothetical. Gene Ontology annotation, cellular component: mitochondrial inner membrane. Gene Ontology annotation, molecular function: S-adenosyl-L-methionine transmembrane transporter activity. The transcript has 2 exons. The record is from RefSeq and is a predicted model, not a curated record. NCBI's taxonomy places the organism in Eukaryota, Rhodophyta, Florideophyceae, Gigartinales, Gigartinaceae. Bases 1 to 498 code for a protein of 165 amino acids.